Messenger RNA from Grosmannia clavigera kw1407, 876 nucleotides. RefSeq lists its product as uncharacterized. The record is from RefSeq and is a predicted model, not a curated record. The transcript has 3 exons. NCBI's taxonomy places the organism in Eukaryota, Fungi, Ascomycota, Sordariomycetes, Ophiostomatales, Ophiostomataceae. The coding region runs from base 1 to 876 and encodes 291 amino acids. Gene Ontology annotation, cellular component: nucleus; 90S preribosome.
AUGGCCGGCACCGUCCCUCCACAGAGAUCGCGGCCACCGCGGCCGCAGCAAAGAAAGAGGAAGUGGAAGCCACCGGUGGAAGAGGGAGCGGCGACCAAGCCGACGGGCGAGACACCGGCUGGCGACAAGGCUGCUCGGAAGCGACAGAAGAAGAAGCGCAAUGCCACCGACGCCGACGACGGCGACAUGGACUUUGAUCUCAGCAUCAACCGUGCUGUAGCGCGAAUGGACAGCAACCUGCUGGCGAAUUACGUGGCCCGACAGACGCUGCGGUUCGGCAAAGAUCUGAGCCCGGUCGAGCUGGCCGAUCUGACACUGGAUGCCAAGCCGAUCCUCGAUACGUCGUCGUACGACAAGGACCGCACAGUCGAUAACCUGCCCCAUUUCCUCGAGACCUUCUGUGAUGGUGGCCAGAAGCACCUGUCCCAAGCGUCCAAGGACAAGGGCGCACCUCACACGAUCAUCGUCACAGGAGCCGGGAUCCGGGCGGUCGACUUGGUGCGGGCAGUCCGCUCCUUUCAGACCGCUAACAGCACGGUGUCGAAGCUGUUUGCGAAGCACAUCAAGCUGGCCGAGGCCGUCUCGUUCCUCCAGAGCCACCGCACAGGCAUCGCCGUCGGCACGCCCGCCCGACUCAUCGACCUGCUUGACAGCGGUGCUCUCUCUUUGACCCAUUUGAAGCGCAUCGUCGUCGACGCGUCGCACAUCGACCAGAAGAAACGCGGCGUUCUCGAUAUGCAGGACACGGCACUGCCGGUUGUGCGCUGGCUGGCGCGCCCCGAGCUGCGGGCGCGUUAUGGCGGCAACGAGGAAGACACCCCAACUGACAGCAAAGAUGACAAGGCGGCCCAGCCACUAUCUAUUCUGUUUUACUGA